This is a messenger RNA of Harmonia axyridis, 1882 nucleotides long. Its product is annotated as rho guanine nucleotide exchange factor 39-like. Gene Ontology annotation, molecular function: guanyl-nucleotide exchange factor activity. The record is from RefSeq and is a predicted model, not a curated record. Gene Ontology annotation, cellular component: cytoplasm. The transcript is spliced from 5 exons. Bases 121 to 1680 code for a protein of 519 amino acids. Lineage: Eukaryota; Metazoa; Arthropoda; Insecta; Coleoptera; Coccinellidae. Gene Ontology annotation, biological process: intracellular signal transduction.
GAAAAAACCUACUAUUCAAAUUUUGUUUAUUGUUGUCUGUUGAGUGUUGAGCUUUCACUAUUUUGCGUUUUGACAUUCAAGGCUAACGAUUUUAUCCGUUAUUUUAUGUUCUUGUGAAAAAUGGAUGAGGUACCAAAUGGCGAAACUCCCACUACUUCAAAAAAUAAAAAUUUUGGAAUUGCAUUCUCUUCUCCAAUGCUCACACCUAAAGCUAAUGUUGAAUUCAGCAAAGAGUUGAAGCAGGUUCUUCACGAAAGGAAUGUACUUACGACCCGUACUAAAAAGAGAGUGUUUGAUGUGCUGGACGAAAUAGAAGUCAAUAGUAAAAAUGAGGGCAGAGCUAGGAAAAGGGAGAAUGCAAUCUUUGAAAUUAUAGUGAGUGAAAAAAGUUAUGUCCACCAGUUAUCACUAAUCAUCGACUUCUUUAUGAAACCUGCUAAAGAGAAAAAGCUUCUCAGUUUCGAGGAUUACGAAAUACUCUUUGGAAAUAUACAAACAAUUUACAGUGUGAAUGAAGCCCUACUCAAAGAGUUGUAUAAGGGUUCAGUUAAUGUUGCCAAAGCAUUCCUCCACAUAGCCCCAUAUUUUAAAAUGUAUUCAUCCUAUGCACUGGGAUUUAAGAAAACAUUGGAUUUCCUUCAGAAAGCUAGACAGAGGAACCCUGAAUUCUACAAUUUUAUGGAGAAGCAAGAGACACGUCCAGAAGUUCAGAACAAACUUUCUGCUCUUCUGAUCGCUCCUAUUCAAAGAGUUCCUAGAUACAAACUUCUUCUUCAACAGCUCCAUGAACUUACAUCACCUUCUGAACCUGAUUAUCAGAGCAUAUCUGAUUCUCUAUUCAAAGUGGAAGAAGCUGCUAAACACAUAAACAAAGUGGUUGAGGACCAGGAAAAUAUGCAACGGUUGUUAGAAGUACAGAGAUGUAUUAAGAAUAAUCAGCCGUCAAUAAUUACCCCUGGAAGAGUUUUAUUGAAAGAAGGUACUUUAUUACAGUUUGACGGAAAAGUGGGACCCAGUGAAAAAUUUUAUGUGAUUUUACUGAAUGACAUAAUUUUAUUUUGCAAGAUGAAGAGUAACACUUUGAAACCCAAUUCUUUGAAAUGCAAGAAAAUAUUUCCUCUGAAUAAAUGUGUUGUUAUUGAAAAUGCUGAAAAAGGUUGUUUCCAAAUCCAUUGUGAGGGAGAGGAUUUUAUUCUAUAUGAUAGAGUAUUAUCUGUUACUAAGGAUUGGGUUAAAGCUACUAACGAUGCCAUCGACAAUUGUAUAGAGAAAAGAAAAACUUUACGUAAAGAGAGUUCUUCAAGGAAACCAGUUAAAAGGAGGGAAUUCAAUGAAUAUAAUGAUAUAGGAUUAAGUCCAGGAAUCCCAUUGAAAAGAAGAAGACAAACGAUAGAAGAAGAUAUUAAGACAGAUCGACAUUUCUUAUCACCCAGGAGAUCUUAUAAGAACUACAAUCUGAAUCUCAAAAAGAAUCCAGCUGAGUGUGUUCCUCCUGUAUCCACAACAACUCUUGCAGAAGUGAAAUUAGAUGAUGGUACUUUAUAUCACAGCACUCCUCGCACAGAUUUAUUUGUGUUUGGAAGAGAAAAUGCAAAUACAAGCUUUACAUUCAAGCUGACCAAUAUGAUUAGUAACUUGAGUUCAUCAAUAUUUAACAUAUUCAAGUCAAGGAAAGACUGAAUGAUUCUAUGAAGAAAUGCAAACCAUUUUCUACUUAAAAUUUCAGUAUAAGCAAUACUCAGUAACUUUUGUACAUAUUUCAAUUGUCCAAAGUUCUAUUUUGGAGAUAUUUUAUUUAAAUAUAUUUAUAGGUUUAUCACCUAUAUUCUGAUGUGAUUCUUUCACAAAUGUGUUCAAGGAAUAAAUAUCUUUUUAUAAUGUG